AUGGCGACUGCUUUUGGCGUUAGAUUGGUCGACUCGUUGAGUGGAAGAAUCGAAGGUUCGAAAAGUGUGCAAAAGUGUAUGUGUGGGCUGGUGUGGGAAGCGAGAGCCCUUAGCGUCUUGGCAUGGUCGUUUGGCGCUAAGCGCAGAGCCGCGUCUCGAUCACGACUCCGACUCCCGUGCCACCAGAACGAUAGAGUUGGAGAACCUGCUUUAGCUGGAUUCUCCAUUACCUAUCUACGGGCGCAUAAGCUUCGAAAAGUGAAUGAUCAAGUAGGGGAGUUCGUCUUCUACUGUUUCACUACAUUCUUUGGUUUAAUUCCCAAGUCGCAUUCGUGCGCAUUGCCCAGCCAACAUGGCCGCCAACAAGCAGGGCAAGAUGCUGACACUCUCAUCAACUAUCGGAUGAGGAUUACCCUGACCGACGGCCGACAGAUGACGGGACAAAUGCUCGCCUUUGAUAAGCACAUGAACCUCGUACUCGCAGACACAGAAGAAUUCCGCCGCGUCAAGCGGAAGUCCAAGCCCGCUGCUGGGCCGUCAAACGCUCCCCUGGUCGAAGCGGAAGAGAAGCGGACUCUCGGCCUCACAAUCGUGCGCGGCACUCACGUCGUUUCCUGCUCCGUUGAUGGCCCACCUCCCGCCGAACCCUCCGCGCGACUUGGAACAGGUGCGCCCGGUGCAGCUGCAGCUGCCACUCUUGCUGCUGGCCCAGGAAUAAGCAAGCCCGCUGGACGAGGCCUUCCUGUCGGCCUGGGAGGCCCUGUUGCUGGCGUUGGAGGACCACCACCGCCCCCUGGCGGCUUCGGUGGUUUCCCACCCGGUGGAUUCCCUGGAGCACCUCCUCCCGGAUUUGCUGGCCGUGGAGGACCCCCUGGUGGACCUCGUAAGUUUCUUUCAUUUUUGAAGAGCUUUCCGUUCCAAAGCGAAGCUAACCAUCCAUUCUUAGCUGGCUUCGGUCCCCCACCUGGCUUUGCGCCUCAAGGUGGUCCUCCUGGUGCUUUCCAGCCUCCACCAGGCUUUCAACCUCCCGGUCAGGGUCGGGGUUACCCUCCUCCAGGCUUUGGUGGUAGAUGA
This is a messenger RNA of Aspergillus fumigatus Af293, 1074 nucleotides long. Its product is annotated as putative small nuclear ribonucleoprotein SmB. The record is from RefSeq and is a predicted model, not a curated record. Gene Ontology annotation, molecular function: RNA binding. NCBI's taxonomy places the organism in Eukaryota, Fungi, Ascomycota, Eurotiomycetes, Eurotiales, Aspergillaceae. Gene Ontology annotation, cellular component: U4/U6 x U5 tri-snRNP complex; U1 snRNP; U2 snRNP. Gene Ontology annotation, biological process: mRNA splicing, via spliceosome.